Molecule: messenger RNA, 1545 nt
Organism: Mauremys mutica (yellowpond turtle)
Lineage: Eukaryota; Metazoa; Chordata; Testudines; Geoemydidae
Product: zinc finger and SCAN domain-containing protein 29-like
Exons: 3
Coding region: 437-1174 (245 amino acids)
Biological process (GO): positive regulation of DNA-templated transcription
Cellular component (GO): nuclear body
Source: RefSeq, a predicted model, not a curated record
CGCGGUGACAGUAACCAGAUACCGGAACGGAACAAAACCAGCCAAGUCGUUCAGCGGCGCAGAAGCAGACAGCUUGGAGGUUUAGACGAUACAAACUAAGGCCUGGUCUACACUACACUACAAAGUUAGGGCAGCAUAUGCCAUGUUAAGUCGAGUUAAUAACGUAUGAAUCUACACUAUCGAGUCCCUUCCACUGACGUAAAGGGCUUAUAAAGUCGACUUCUGCACUCCACCCCUGCGAGAGGCAUAGUGCUUCAGUCGACAUCCACGCAUCGACUCUGGGAUAGUAUAGACACUGCAUUGUAUAAUUUGAAUGAAUUAGCCUCCAGAAGGUGUCCCACUGUGACCGCUCUGGCGAGGACUUUCAACUCCACUGCAUUUCAGCCAGGUACACAGGAAACAGCCGCCCACCUGUUAAAGCCCCAGGAACUUUUGAAUGUUCAUUUCCUGUUUGAUCGGUGUGGAGAGCUCAUCAGCACAGCUGAUCAUGGAUGUUCAAGGCCGCAAAUGCGCUCAAGCAUGGAGCACACAGGAGGUGGUGGAUCUUAUUGCUGUGUGGGGAGAAGAGUCUGUUCAGGCAGAGCUCCGAACCAGCAGAAGAAACACUGACAUCUAUGCCAAGAUUGUGCAGGGCAUGGGGGAGAAGGGCUAUACCAGGGACCCACAGCAGUGCCGCCUGAAAAUAAAGGAGCUUCGGCAAGCGUACCAGAAGACAAGGGAGGCGAACAGUCACUCUGGUUGUGAGCCGCAGACAAGCUGCUUCUAUAAGGAGCUGCAUGCGAUUCUGGGUGGUGACCCCACCACUGCCCCAAAACGCUCUGUGGAUACCUCUCAGGAGCCCUGGGUGACCUCAGGCAACAACAAGGAGGACAUUGUUGACGAGGAGGAGGAGAAUGCACGGCAGGCAAGCAGAAGAUACAUUCUCCCUGACAGCCAAGAACUUUUUUUGACUCUGGAGCCCAUCCACUCACAGGACCAGUUGGUGGUGGAGCGUGAUGCCAGGGAAGGCACCUCUGCUCAAACCUUGUCCGUAGGCACAUCCUCCACACUGGGACAGAGACUUUCCCAGAUUAGAAGGCGGAAAAAGAAGACUCAGGAGGACAUGUUCAAUGAGUUAAUGCGGGCCUCCGAGAGUGACAAGAUGGAGCUCAGCGCAUGGAGGAUUGCACAAUAACCGCAAGGACAAAAGAGCAUGCAGGGAACAUGAGCGUGACAUGCAGGAUGAGAUGGUGCAGAUUAUGAGGGAGCAAACAGACAUGUUGAGGCAUCUGGUUGAGGUUCAAGAAAGGCAACUGGAUGCUAGAGUCCUGCUGCAACCUAUGCUGAACCUGCUGCCAUUGUCGCUAAGCUCCACAUCCUCUUCUCCCAGAUGUUGUAGGAUGGUGGACGGGGAGGGGGAAUCAGCUGAGGGAAGUUCGGCAUCCCUUGCACUCAACUCCAGAGGAGAGUACAAGGACCAGAAAGUGCCCAUUCUCACAUCUUUGAUUGUUAUUGCAGUGCAACUGUUUCUCUCCUGCCUCCCCCACAUUUUAUCAGCCCUUUUGC